AUGAAGGAGAAUCAUCGAAGCGUGCCAUCAAUAUCGGCACAAUUGCCUUUUAGGGAUCGUUUAUGUGAAAAGAUAAAGAAUUUGGUUGCCCUUUGGGCUUUUCAACUUAUUGGUUGUAAUACUGAUAAUCAAGAUGGUAAUGCUACACAGGCUGAAGCAACUACAUCAACAGUCGACAACGUUUUAUUAUGUACAAAAGAUAUAUGUGAUGGUGGUGGUCUUACACCAAAACGAAAAAGCCUUUUUUCUUAUUGUGAAGCACCACAAAACUGA
Messenger RNA from Rotaria socialis, 273 nucleotides. The record is from the annotation of a GenBank genome assembly. NCBI's taxonomy places the organism in Eukaryota, Metazoa, Rotifera, Eurotatoria, Philodinida, Philodinidae.